Molecule: messenger RNA, 783 nt
Organism: Chiroxiphia lanceolata (lance-tailed manakin)
Lineage: Eukaryota; Metazoa; Chordata; Aves; Passeriformes; Pipridae
Gene: SPMIP6
Product: chromosome W C9orf24 homolog
Cellular component (GO): manchette; perinuclear region of cytoplasm
Molecular function (GO): alpha-tubulin binding
Source: RefSeq, a predicted model, not a curated record
AUGUACUGGGUCAAUGCUGGAUCCUCCAGGACUCUAAGCACCCCCAUCCCCGUGGGCUGCUGCACCACAUUCCUCUUUGCCCCAAAACACAAGACCUCUGUCAGCACUUAUGAUGACUCCUACUGCCUGCCAUGGUCUGUCAAAAAGACCAUCAGAGAGCAGGCUCCACUACAGCUCUGGAAAGAAAACAAGUUUGUGAUGCAGGGAUUAACAAUGACCCUGGUGCGAAAUUUGGUGAGCCAAAGUCAGCCUGAACAGCUGAUUAAGGUGGAGAUGCAGGAGUACUACAGGAAUGUCAUCAACCCUGUUAGCUGGCCAGCUUUUGUCAAUGAGGACAAAUACAUCACAUGGUGAAUGGGUUCCUACAACAGCACAGCCUGGAAUAAGCACUCCUCCGACCUCCCCCUCCUGCCCAAGGAGAUGAGAAUAGAGACCUUCUUGGGCAGCAUACUUGUGCCAUGCCAUCUAAAACCCACCUGCCUCAAUGAAUCUGGUAACUACCCUCACUCUGCCCCUGUGCUUCAGCUAACAAGUAAACCUAUGACACCUGUGUACAUCAUGAUGGGGAGGGGAUCCUUCCAAGGCUACUACUGCCCCUGCCCCGGACAUCACUACUGCCUAUGAGGGAUGGACUAUUACAUUGAUGGGGCCCCUGCCAUCAGAAGGCAUCUCCCCAUGCUGGCAGAGAGGGCUGAGUAUCCUCUGCUGCGGUUACAGCCUCAGAGCAAUGGUCUUUGUAUCUACACAUCACCCCAAGCCAUCCUCCCUGCAUACAAGCCCUAG